AUGGACGGAGAAGAUAUUAUGGAAGGAGAAGAUGCUUUGGAUGGAGAAGAAGUUAAAGAAGAAGAAGAAGUUAGGGAAAUAGAGGAAGUUAAAGAAGGAGAAGGAGUUAAGGAUGGAGAAGAAGUUUUUAAUGGAGAAUUAAGGAAGGAGAAGAAGAAGUUAAGGAAGCAGAAGAAGUUAGGAAAAGAGAGGAAGUUAAAGAAGGAGAAGAAGUUAAGGAUGGAGAAGAAGUUUGCGAUGGAAAAGAAUUUAAAUGAAGUUAAGGAAGGAGAAGAAGACGUUAAGGAUGGAGAAGAAGUUAGGGAAGGAGAAGAAGUUAAGGAUGGAGAAAUAGUUUGGGAUAGGGAAGAAGUGAAGGAAGGAGAAGAAGUUAGGGAAAAAGAAGAAGUUUUGGAUGGGGAAGAAGUUAAGGAGGGAGAGAUGAUUAUUAUGGAUGGAGAAGAAGUCAAGGAAGGAGAAGAAGUCGUGGACGGAUUUAAGGAUGGAGAAGAAAUUUGGGAUGUAGAUGAAGUAAAGGAAGGAGAAGAAGAAGUUAAGGAUGGAGCCGAAGUUAGAGAAGGAGAAGAAAAUGGCGAAGAAUUUAAGUAUGGAGAAGAAAUCAAGGAGGAAGAAAAAGUUAAGGAAGGAGAAGAAGAAGUUAAGGAUGGAGAAGAAGUUAGGGAAGGAGAAGAAGUUAAGGAUGGGGAAAUAGUUUGGGAUGAGGAAGAAGUGAAGGAAGGUGAAGAAGGUAGGGAAGAAGAAGAAGUUUUGGAUGAAGAAGAAGUCAAGGAUAAAGAAGGAAUUAUGGAUGGGGAAUAA
Molecule: messenger RNA, 798 nt
Organism: Sphenostylis stenocarpa
Lineage: Eukaryota; Viridiplantae; Streptophyta; Magnoliopsida; Fabales; Fabaceae
Source: the annotation of a GenBank genome assembly